AUGAGACCGGAAUGCCAUAAAGAAGUCUAUGCCCUCACUGUAAACAAACUGUCCGUAGAGUCCGAUGCUUUCUAUGUGGUGGUCAUACCGGCCAAUACACCGGAUAUACUGUUCACACAUUUGCCUAAAAUACUGUUUGAAGAGUUUCAUUUGAUCCGCGAAUUCAUUGUCUGUUUGGCUGUUAAUCAAGACAUGGAUGAAGAGGAAGGAGAAGACUAUACGAGCCAUCAAUUCAUGCAAAAGAUGUCUUUGAAUGACACGAAUGGCACUCCAGAGGAAUAUUAUACGAAAGACUCGUUCGACAGAUAUGGGGAUGACUUGUGUGGACUCGUGUUGUCUUAUCUAUCACUCGAAGACUGUUUCCGAUUUGAAUGUCUGUCCAAACAGUGGAUGAGAUGUGUAUUCACUUCAAGACAUUCCCUUGAAUUCAACGAUCAAUUGAUAAACAAAUUGUCGAUUAAAGAGGGCUUAAGAGAGGGAUGCGUUGAUUGGGAGACAUUGAGAGCACAGCUUAAGAAGUGCUCAAACAUUAGAUCCAUUGAUAUGACUAUCGAUUCACAGGAGACGGCAAUACUGUUUGAAGUACUCAUGAAUUCAUGCAAACACUCAUUGAAUGCAAUUGAUGUCAGAUUUCACUAUAAAACUGAUGUGAAAAUAAUGGACAGAAUUGUGUGUAAAUAUGGCUCACAAUUGACGGCUAUAUCAGUGCCGCCAUCGGGUUAUGAAGUGUUUAGAAAGCAUUGA
This is a messenger RNA of Oppiella nova, 744 nucleotides long. The record is from the annotation of a GenBank genome assembly. Lineage: Eukaryota; Metazoa; Arthropoda; Arachnida; Sarcoptiformes; Oppiidae.